Molecule: messenger RNA, 498 nt
Organism: Morchella sextelata
Lineage: Eukaryota; Fungi; Ascomycota; Pezizomycetes; Pezizales; Morchellaceae
Exons: 2
Coding region: 1-498 (165 amino acids)
Biological process (GO): retrograde transport, endosome to Golgi; phospholipid translocation
Cellular component (GO): endosome; trans-Golgi network
Source: RefSeq, a predicted model, not a curated record
AUGAUCCUCGUUCAGGGCAUACUACUUAAGGUUGCUCUUGAUCAUCGAUCUACUGGAGAUGAAAGAGUCCCUUUUGCGGGCGUGGUAUACCCUAACAAACGACCUUUCAAUUUCUGGCAGUGGAGGCCUCAGAGAACAUACUGGGAGUUCUUAGUCUACUUUUUCGUGAUUACGGCUAUCCUUCAACUCUUCUUCGGGUCUUCUGAAUUUUUUGUAGGGCUUCUUGGUUACUGCGCCCUAGGAGUGGAGGCCGGUCUUCCGAUACCACAGGUUCUUGCAAACCAAAAGGCUAGAUCUUGCAAGGGCUUCCGCCUGUCGGUACUUGUUUCUUGGUUGAUCGGUGAUAUCAUGAAGACUGUGUUUUUCUAUUCUUCUGAUCAUGUCGGGAUGCAAUUUCGGCUGUGUGCUGGUAUCCAGUUUGCUCUGGAUGCCUAUCUUGGCCUCCAAUUUUGGAUGUUUGGGAAUGGCGAACCCGCGAAGGAUUUUGAAAUGUCCUGA